AUGUGUGAUAUGGCUUUUAUUCGUUAUCUGCUCGUCUUUCUAUUGUUGUCUGCAUCAAUACAUGCGCAAGACACAGCAACUACUGAAUUCACAACUGCGUCUUCAACUUCAGUGCCCAGUGGCACCGGAGGGACUGCUUCUACAACUUCGACGCUGAUUCCGACAACAACAACGACGCGUUCAAUCGCUGCAGGCUCAAGAUUCACAGUUGAAUAUUUAAUCUCUCAAAGUGUCAAUCCAGCUAAAUUUAAUUUCAGCAGCGAAGAAGAUAUUAAGCAGUUCUUUAAGCAGCUUAGCAGUAAUCUUACAGAUUGUUUUCGCAAUAUUUCAUAUGAUCCUGUAACUUGUUGCGGCGACUUAAGUAAUAUAAUCUAUAGUGGAAUACCUGCAGUGGAUGGAACUCUGAGUUACGGGAGUAUUGAAGGCUGUAUUAUAAGUGGAACAGAAUCGUAUGCCAAUAAUACCAAUUUAAGGAAUUCACGCAAAAUGAACUGUACCGGUAGUGAAAUUCUAACAAGUAAAGGUAAAUGCCGCUAUUGUGUUAAUGAGCCUCGAUGUGCUGACUUUCCUGAAUCAACAUGUGUUCGAGAUUUGUCAACGUUGGAAGAUCAUUGUGAGUGUGAUCGAACUAAAUAUUUCUUCCGUACAAAUUAUGAGUAUAAUGAAAAAUGUUAUCGUUUUGCAACUGUGUGGUGGCCACAAAUGCUAGCACUAUGUUUACUUGUGUUUGCAAUUCUUAUACUUCUCUGUGCUUGUCUAAUGUGCCUACGUCGACGACACAUUAUAUGUAAAAGAUCAGUAGGGAAAACAGAAGUUAUAGGAAAUGCACCUAACAAAAAUCGUGAUUUUGAAUAUAUCGGAUUGAAUAAUAUGGACCAAUCAGCAGCGAAUUAUACAGCGCGACCUACAAACAAUGAUCUUGCCAGUUCCGUUUAUCCAACGGAAAUAUCCAAUGAUUAUCCUUAUCAAAGACGUACACCACAAAGUUCUAGACAUCUGCCACUAAUUCAAAUUGACCAAAAUCCAACUGUAUACAAUGAAAUAGAUGAUCGUGAAAGUGUAAUACGUGAUAUGUAUUUUUAA
Molecule: messenger RNA, 1083 nt
Organism: Rotaria socialis
Lineage: Eukaryota; Metazoa; Rotifera; Eurotatoria; Philodinida; Philodinidae
Source: the annotation of a GenBank genome assembly